Molecule: messenger RNA, 1486 nt
Organism: Paecilomyces variotii
Lineage: Eukaryota; Fungi; Ascomycota; Eurotiomycetes; Eurotiales; Thermoascaceae
Product: putative translation initiation factor eIF-2B alpha subunit
Exons: 2
Coding region: 70-1188 (372 amino acids)
Biological process (GO): translational initiation
Cellular component (GO): eukaryotic translation initiation factor 2B complex
Molecular function (GO): translation initiation factor activity; guanyl-nucleotide exchange factor activity
Source: RefSeq, a predicted model, not a curated record
CACAUUUCAUACAGCUGGUGGUUAAUUCUUAUAUCGCGGGGUUGGGUUUUGUUCUCUUCCACAGGCACAAUGGCGGCGACCACAGAAGCUUCGUCGGGAGCUUCGAAACCGUUCGACAUCGUGUCGACCUACAAUGAUCUCCUCCGCUCUGACCCCGAUCUGACAAUGCCCAUCGCGGCCAUCGAGGCCUUAGUUCUGCUUCUCACACACUCACCUUCUUCUACUAUCUCCGAGACCCUCGACCUUCUAGAGAAAUCGACGGACCACUUGAAAAAGUCGAUACCAAACCCUAUUGCACUGUCCGCGGGCACCGAUCUUUUCCAGCGAUAUUUGAUUACGACCCUACAACGACCAGGCCAGCUAGGGCCAGCAGGCGAUUUUAACGCUAUCAGAGCUCAUCUACUAUCUAAUGGACGGUUAUUCAUCAAGCGCGCGAAGGAAAGCAGAGACAAGAUCGCUGCAUUCGGGAGGGGCUUCGUUCGAGAUGGAAGCACAGUUCUGACGAACGGUGGCUCCAGAGUCGUGAGUGCUCUGCUUCAGAAAGCGGCUGAGGAGAACAGUGGCCCUUCUGCGGUCCGAUUCCGUGUCAUCUAUGUCUUGCCGUCUGUCCAUGGCGAUUCCGUUGAGCCCGAGGGUCUCGAUACGGUUCGCUCUCUGAGGGCAAAGGGUGUCCCGGUUGCUAUGAUCCCCGAAUCUGCUGUCGCAUACUCGUUGGGUAAAGUGGACAUGGUCAUUGUCGGUGCAGAAGGUGUGGUAGAGAACGGAGGCAUUGUAUCCCGCAUGGGCACCUACCAGAUCGGGCUUCUGGCCAAGGCUAUGGGCAAGCCAUUCUAUGUCGUUGCUGAGAGUCACAAGUUUGUCCGGUUCUACCCGCUGGGACAGUACGACCUACCCAUUGACCAAAGCGUCAUUGAGUUCAAGACGGAAGAAGAUAUCGAUGCGGAGAAGCAGAAACCUGCACAGAACGGCAGCAAAGCCCCUGAGGACAAUUUCAACUCCGAGGAAGAGAAAGCUGAGCACAUGAGCGCACUUCUCAACGGUGCCCCUCCCGACAAAGAGAACAGCAAGACAGUCCGACGCGACGCUGUCGACUUUACCCCACCACAUCUCAUCUCGGCUCUUAUCACUGAGAGCGGAGUGUUGACACCCAGCGCUGUCAGUGAAGAGUUGAUCAAGAUCUGGUUCUAAACCUGCCGCAGUCGAUACUACAUAACGUCUGGGUAGGUGCUGGUCAGGCGCACUCCGGAAUCGUUUGGUAUCUUAAGUCGAGCCGAAGAGAUGUCUGCAGAUCUAUGGUCUGAGAGAAAGAAGAUUUAAGAAAAGUGUUGCGAAGCUUAUCACCUAUGCUGGCCAGGCGCCGGCAGCUAUGCGGUUUGAAAUCUAUCCUGGUCGCCUGGAUUUCAAGAUAUGAUACCCGCUUCUAGGGCUCGCCAGUGCCGUUUCCAUGAUUUUCCAAGUUAGAAACAUUACCUCGUCAUAACCAUAU